AUGAAGAACGGCUUCUCAAGAGGAAAGAUCGACAACACACUUUUCACGAAACAUCUGAAAGAUGAUUACAUCCUUGUACAAUUGUAUGUUGAUGACAUCAUCUUUGGAGCUAUAAGUGAUAAACUGUGCAAAGAAUUCUCCACACUCAUGCAAAGUGAAUUAGAGAUGAGUAUGAUGGGAGAACUGAAAUUAUUCCUCGGUCUACAAAUCAAGCAAGAAAAGGACAAGAUCUACAUUCAUCAGACCAAAUACAUCAAAGAUAUGCUCAAGAAGUACAAUAUGCAUAAGUCAAAUGAUAUGAGCACACCAAUGUAUCCAAACACUGUUCUGGACAAGAAUGAUGAAAGUUCACUAGUUGAUCCAACAUCGUACAGAGGGAUGAUAGGAUCACUCAUGUAUCUAACAUCAAGCAGACCAGACAUCAUGUUCAGUGUGUGUCUAUGUGCAAGAUUCCAGGUAAAUCCACAACAAUCACACCUUAGUGUUGUUAAGAGAAUAUUUAGAUAUUUAAUAGGUACUACUAAUCUUGGUCUUUUGUACGAGAAAGGUAGUGAUUUCAGGUUAAAAGGAUUUUGUGACGCUGACUAUGCGGGAGAUAAAGUUGAACGAAAGAGCACCAGUGGAGGAUGUCAUUUUCUAGGAAACUGUUUAGUCUCUUGGUCAAGCAAAAGACAAAGUACCAUAUCUCUUUCCACUGCUGAAGCUGAAUACGUAGCAGCCAGCUCAUGUUGCACUCAACUUCUAUGGAUAAAGCAUCAACUUGAAGAUUAUAAUUUCCAUGAAAGUAGCAUACCUCUACUUUGUGACAACACUAGUGUCAUCAACAUAGCAAAGAAUCUCGUUCAACAUUCAAGAACAAAGCAUAUUGAAAUCAAGCAUCACUUCAUUAGAAAUCUAGUGGAAAAAGGACACAUUGAUAUAUCUCAUGUGCACACUGAAGAUCAACUUGCUGACAUUCUCACAAAGCCAUUACUGGAAAGGAGAUUUGCUGAUUUAAGAAGGAGAAUUAAUAUGCAAUCUGCAUAUUGA
Lotus japonicus is the source of this 1029-nucleotide messenger RNA. RefSeq lists its product as uncharacterized. Lineage: Eukaryota; Viridiplantae; Streptophyta; Magnoliopsida; Fabales; Fabaceae. The transcript has a single exon. The record is from RefSeq and is a predicted model, not a curated record. The coding region runs from base 1 to 1029 and encodes 342 amino acids.